AUGAAAAGACGAACAACUGACGCCAAUGAUGAAAAACAUAUUGAAGCCAAAGACGUAUCUAAAAUUUUAGAUGUGCUUUCAAACUCUAUUGAAAGAAAAGGAUAUUGGCAUCGGAUUGUAAGAAAACUCAAAGAAUGUUUAACUAAAAUGAUAACUGAUGAAACACAACAACAAUAUCUGGAAAUUGUUGAAAAAUUGAUAACAAAUGAACCAAACGAAAAUAUUUGUGAAGUGAUUAAUGACGAAAUCUCCUUAAUUGAAGCAAUGCAAUCUUAUCACAUAUCAUUUCUUCAAUCACAAAUUGUUACAAAGUGUAGUCAAAUCUUAAAGUACAAACAAAUUCUUUCUCAAGAUGCCUUUGAAUUUGGAAAAGGUGUUACUUCCUCUAUUGAAAAUAUUAAAUUAAUUUCUGCUUCUCUUAAAAAGGCAUAUCUAACAAAUGAAACUGGAGAGUUUGAUAAAACAACAAUACUCAGUCAAGAAGUUGUUUCAAUGCUUACUUUAACUUUUAAAAUUCUCAUCAACGAAUUAAAAAAUAAACCAAUGAAAAGAAUUUGGGGAAAAAUAUCAACUAAACCAUUUGUUAAAGUAUGUGAAGAAAAUCCUCAGUUAUGGAAUGAUGAACAAAAAGAGUUACUUUUAGAGUUGUCAGAGAUUAUUUCAAAUGAAUAUUUAGAAAAACAAAAAGCAAGCUCUUACGAUGAAGCAUUAACUAAAUGGAGUCAAGCUGAAAUAAGAAUGAAUAAAUAA
Entamoeba nuttalli P19 is the source of this 750-nucleotide messenger RNA. RefSeq lists its product as hypothetical. Bases 1 to 750 code for a protein of 249 amino acids. The record is from RefSeq and is a predicted model, not a curated record. NCBI's taxonomy places the organism in Eukaryota, Evosea, Mastigamoebida, Endamoebidae. The transcript has 2 exons.